Hyalella azteca is the source of this 976-nucleotide messenger RNA. Its product is annotated as atlastin-2-like. The transcript is spliced from 8 exons. The record is from RefSeq and is a predicted model, not a curated record. Gene Ontology annotation, biological process: endoplasmic reticulum organization; protein homooligomerization. Bases 74 to 976 code for a protein of 300 amino acids. Gene Ontology annotation, molecular function: GTP binding; GTPase activity. Lineage: Eukaryota; Metazoa; Arthropoda; Malacostraca; Amphipoda; Hyalellidae.
GCACCAUUUCAUUUCCCACACCGUGGCCGUUGACUCCUGUACUGCGCUACCGACCACCAAUAGGGGGACAAUCAUGUCGGGCCGCCCUGUGCCUAUUGUUGUUCAGAAGAAUGAUAGUCGAGAGUUCGAGCUGGACGAAGACGCCCUCAGAAGCGUUCUGCUGAGUCCUGAAGUGGGCGACAAACCCGUCUGUGUGGUGGCUGUGGCGGGGGCGUUCAGGCAGGGCAAGAGCUUCCUUAUGAAUUUACUAGUGAAGUACUGCGUGAAUGAAGGCUCACCAGACUGGUUAGGCGAUCCAUCGCUGCCACUCGAAGGCUUCACCUGGCGAGAUGGCAUUGACGGAGAGACCAUCGGAAUCAACAUCUGGAACAAGCCUUUCGUCUUCACCAAACCGACCGGAGAAAAAGUGGCAGUGAUUCUCAUGGACACUCAAGGAACGUUUGACUGCCAAACAUCGAUGCAGGAGUCAACCUUCAUCUUUGCCCUGACGCUGCUGACCUCCUCCGUAACUGUGUACAAUCUGAUGCACAACAUCCGCGAGGACGACCUCAUGAACCUGCAGACGUUCUGCACCUUCGGGACCAUGGCGCAGAACUCCACCAACCAAAACUCCUGCGCAUUUCAGAAGCUACUCUUCCUGGUGCGUGACUGGAACUCUCCAAAGCAGUAUCCAUGCGGCCACCAGGGCGGCAAAACUGUACUCGAUAAAGUUUUGAAGGUAAACGCAGAUCAGGAGCCGGCGCACCAGCAGCUUAGAGAAGGCCUCCGCCAAAGUUUCGAGGAACUGGAGUGCUACCUCAUGCCGCACAUUGGCUUGCGUGCCAUCGAGGAUGAAGACUUUGAUGGUCGACUAAAUCAAUUGGCCGAGCAAUUCGUGGAGCACCUGAAGCAGCUGGUGCCUCGCCUGCUGGCGCCUGAGCGCCUCGUGGAGAAGCGCUCAGCCGCGAUCGUCCUCAAUCUCUAUCAGGUAAAGUGA